AUGGCUCCUGCGCGUCAACAACCGGCGCCUCCGCCUUUCAGCAAGGAUGAAAAAGUGCUAUGUUUCCAUAUGGAUAUGCUCUAUGAGGCCAAGAUCAUGGACGUCCAGCAAGGUGAGAAACCCAGUGAUGGGUACAAGUAUAAAGUCCACUACAAGGGGUGGAAGAACACUUGGGACGAUUGGGUCUUGGUUGACCGCAUCCGGCCUUUUGACGACGAACACAAGGAGCUGGCAGCACAGCUUCAUGCGCAACUGAAGCAUAACAUCCAAAGGAGCACAAAGCCGCCCAAGAAAGGUCUCCGGAGUGGUGCUGAGUCGGCCAGAGUUAGCGAAGAACGAUCAGGCUCGGCCACUGUUCAGGGAGGCAGGGGAGGUAGGCGAGGAAAAGAUUGGGAACUUGAACAGGGCUUUCCCAUCUCAAACGUCAGGGGCGGUACCGAGGAGGCCCAGCCUAGCGAGUCUGUCGAUCCUGGCAAGUCGUCUCGGAAGCUCAGAUUCGGAAGCAUCAAAGAGCCCAAGGACCUCCUCACGGCACACCCUUCCGAGAACCACCGCUAUGUGACCGAUUCUGGGAAGCUCGUUCAGGAUGACCGAUACACUGCGCCCCUGUCCGUUAAAGCCGAGCCUAAGCAGCCUCGUCGCAAGCACUCAAAGCCUUCCAAGCAUGCCACUAAGCCCAAGCGGCGCUCAUUUGACCAGCCUGACCAACUUGAGAUGGAGGAUUCUUUCCAUAACAAGCCCAUGAUCAACCUACCGGUUCCCGAUCACAUCCAAGCCAUGCUGGUCGAUGAUUGGGAGAACAUUACCAAGAACAACCAGCUGGUCCCUCUGCCUCACUCCAAGCCAGUCGCCAAGAUUUUUGAAGACUACCUUGCCCAUGAGCGCCCUCACCGAGAGGAGGGAUCAUCCAGCAUGGAUAUCUUGGAAGAGGUCGUAGCAGGUCUUCGCGAGUACUUCGAGAAGGCUCUUAGCAGGAUCCUACUCUACCGCUUUGAACGUCACCAGUAUAUGGAAAUGAAGAAAUUGUGGGAAAACACCGAGUCUGACCUCGAGUACACCAACGUCUGUGACGUUUACGGCGCUGAGCACCUGGCUCGACUGAUAGUAUCUCUCCCUGAGUUGCUGGCGCAAACCAAUAUGGACCAGCAGUCCGUAUCACGCCUCCGUGAAGAGAUUGGCAAGUUCAAUGUCUGGCUGGGACGUAACUGCGAAACCUAUUUCGCGAAUGAGUAUGAAACUCCAGCCCAGGACUACAUCGACAAGGCUCGCAGCUUCUAG
Molecule: messenger RNA, 1278 nt
Organism: Fusarium pseudograminearum CS3096
Lineage: Eukaryota; Fungi; Ascomycota; Sordariomycetes; Hypocreales; Nectriaceae
Exons: 5
Coding region: 1-1278 (425 amino acids)
Biological process (GO): chromatin organization; regulation of DNA-templated transcription
Cellular component (GO): Rpd3S complex; NuA4 histone acetyltransferase complex; nucleus
Source: RefSeq, a predicted model, not a curated record